AUGCAUCCCCCUACCUCCACCAUCGCCCCGGAUGCCACCGCUGUCGUCCAAUACGCUCUCUCGGACUGGGAGAGGACCAACUACUACAACGGUAUCUCUGGCGACCCUCCUGAGCUCCUCUACCGCUCGGAUCUCCUCGAAAAUCCCUUCCCCAUCCCCAAGGGCAGACACCCUCAUCUCCCUACCAAGACUGUCCAUGGAGUCUUCAACACGCCGCUCAACGCUGUCUGGGACACUGUCGCUCCUCAGAUCUGCGAGUCAUUGAAAGCUCGGAACAUUCGCUACUCGGUCAUCACGACAGCUCGUUUCGUCACCCACGGCGAGGAUGGGAAUGACACUAUGGGUCCCGUCGUGAUUUGGAUUGCAACUCAUCCCACUACUACCACCGCCGAGAACGCGCACGACGCUUCUCCAGACAUCAUCGCUCUCCUCAAGGCCAACGGAGUCGAGGGUGCGGUGGUCGAAUGGUACGAGGGAGCUGUAGAGAGGCUGUUAGGUCCACACCUUCUGCGCACCACCGACGACACCAACCCCACCAACCAUGUCCGUCGCUUUCUCAUUGCUGCGCUCGGCAUGCCUAUCGCUGCUGCGGAGAGGGAGGCCGAUGAUGCUCAGGGUAGCGUCGCGCUGUUCUUCCACGAGAAAAAGGACAAGCACGGCUCCCCUAGCGCCAGGGUCUUCGGUGUUAGCAACUGCCACGUUCUCCGCGAGGACACCACCGUCGAGUACGAGUUCAAGGGCGCUGACGCACCUCCCCAGCAUGUUCGACUUGCCGGAUUCCGUCGAUUCCAGCGCGGCCUCGAUGAGGUCAAGGCCUGCAUCGGUGGCUACGGAAUUGACGCCGAUCUAUUGGCUAGGGAGAUUGCUGAGUUGGAGGCGAAGCCGAAGAGCGAUGACCCGGACGAGGCGGCGGAGGACGAGACGGCCGUGGGGGCUAAGCGGGAGAAGUUGGCCAAAGUGAAGAAGGAUAUCGGUGUAUUCGAGGCCUUCUACAAGGACACUAAAAGCCAGUGGGGUGAUAUUGCGUGCCGAAACAUCGGUCACGUCGAUUGGGCUCCCAAGAUCUCUGUCGACGUCCAGGAUCGCAAGUACACCAAGGACAUUGGUACGUUCGAGGUUGAUGCGGCGAGGUUCAAGGCCCAGUUCAAGGGCAACGUCGUCAACUUAGGAGACAAUUUUACUCCCCAACAACUCACCAACAUGUUUUACCCUCAAAGUGUCGGUAGAACAGCGUUCAAGUUCCCUACAAAUCGCCAGCUCAGGAUCAACGGUUGUGUCACGCGCGAGCUCCUGGCUGUUCCCGACUGUUUCGACAACAGCGGCGAGCCCUGCCUUAUCGUCAUGAAGGAUGGCAACACCACCGACCUCACGGUCGGACGCUAUGCCGGCCUGGAGGCCUACCUUUGCGAUGACUUUGGCGUCGAGUCCAUCGAACUCGCCAUCUAUAACUACGAUAGGCAGUCCGGCCCGUUCUCCGCCAAGGGCGACUCGGGCUCGCUCAUCUUCGAUGGCGAGGGUCAUAUGGUCGGUAUUCUCCACUCUGGGAUGCCGAAAGGCGGGAGCAACCACGUCACCUACGCCACCCCCGCCUGGUGGGCCAUCGAGCAGCUCAAACUCAAGUAUCCGCACGCCGACUUCGAUCGCACCGCCUUCUAAACGCACACACCAUCGCCCCUAUCCAUCAUGCAAUAACACCGUCGGCGAUGUCAGUUCCGCGACUCGUCCACGUGGGGAAGCAAAGUCAAUAAGCGCCGAUAUCCACCUCACAUACCACGUCGUGCAUUGCCUGUACGUGAUUUGUCGAGAUGUGUUGUAUAUCGUAGUUUUCACUGGCAAGAAGGGCCACGACUGUCGCACCGAUCGUCGCCCCAGGAGUGACGAGGGUGGGCAAAAUCUACCGUCAUAUAUUGGCUGCCCCGAAAGUAGUACGUGCAACCGUCCCAGCAGCGAAGCACCAUCAUGUCAAUGUUACUCGUGAACAGGUUUGUAAAGCCAAUAUUUCUGCGGAGAUUUAUUCCAAUCGUUUACUAUCUCGUACGGUCCCUCCGAUAUUUCUUUGGUGCGAUUGCGAUCAAUGACAACACAUUGCUCACCCUAAAAAACAUGUACACUUUUGCUGCCUACAGCCAUCGCGCAAUCGAUCGCAAAGCGAUGGACUCUGGAAAGCGCAGGCCAGCAAUAUGUCCACAACGUCGGGCCCCUGAUCUCGUUGGUAUCGAUGUUCGCGAGGAUGUAAACGUCGCGAAGGGAACAAAAUAGACAUUCAAAGUGCUGCCCUUCUGUGACUAGGCUGCAUUCACUUCAUGAAAGCCGAACGUGUCUGCGAGCUUGAGCGAUGGGGUGGACGACGGCUUACCACACGUCCGUCUUAUGUUGUUCAACCUUGCGUGCAGCGUAAUGGUUUUGAUGCCUGCAUACCGUGUAUGUAGCUAAACAUAGAGGUACUACUUUGCUCGAGAGUCCUUCGG
Messenger RNA from Coniophora puteana RWD-64-598 SS2, 2468 nucleotides. RefSeq lists its product as uncharacterized. Lineage: Eukaryota; Fungi; Basidiomycota; Agaricomycetes; Boletales; Coniophoraceae. The transcript is spliced from 3 exons. Bases 1 to 1656 code for a protein of 551 amino acids. The record is from RefSeq and is a predicted model, not a curated record.